Molecule: messenger RNA, 2040 nt
Organism: Sceloporus undulatus (fence lizard)
Lineage: Eukaryota; Metazoa; Chordata; Lepidosauria; Squamata; Phrynosomatidae
Gene: ALDH2
Product: aldehyde dehydrogenase 2 family member
Exons: 13
Coding region: 52-1608 (518 amino acids)
Molecular function (GO): aldehyde dehydrogenase (NAD+) activity
Source: RefSeq, a predicted model, not a curated record
GGCAGGGCAGGCGGCGCUCUCUCUUGGCGACCGAACGGCAAAGAGGGCAAAAUGUGGCAGGCAGCGCUCCGGAGGGGCCCGAGCCGACUCCCCCUCCUCGCCGGCAGAGCCUUCUCGGCUGCCGCGGUCCCGGCCCCCAACGCCCAGCCCGACAUCACUUGCAAUAAGAUUUUCAUCAACAAUGAAUGGCACGAUGCAGUCAGCAAGAAAACUUUCCCUACCGUGAACCCAUCAACAGGGGAAGUCAUCUGCCAGGUGGCUGAGGGAGACAAGGCAGAUGUAGACAAGGCUGUGAAGGCAGCCAAAGAGGCCUUUAAGUUUGGAUCCCCUUGGAGACGGAUGGAUGCCUCCCACCGGAGCAAGCUGAUCAACCGUCUGGCUGACCUGAUUGAGAGAGAUCGGGCCUAUUUGGCCGCUCUGGAGACCCUGGACAACGGCAAGCCGUACGCCAUUUCCUAUCUGGUGGAUCUAGACAUGGUUGUCAAAAACCUCCGGUACUUCGCAGGCUGGGCAGACAAGUUCCAUGGGAAAACUAUCCCCAUUGAUGGAGACUUCUUUACCUAUACAAGACACGAGCCUGUAGGAGUUUGUGGGCAGAUCAUUCCGUGGAAUUUCCCAUUGCUGAUGCAGGCGUGGAAGCUUGGCCCAGCACUGGCCACUGGAAAUGUGGUGGUGAUGAAAUUGGCUGAGCAAACUCCCCUGACUGGUUUGUAUGUGGCCAGUUUGAUCAAAGAGGCUGGAUUCCCACCAGGUGUGGUGAACAUUAUUCCAGGCUAUGGGCAUACCGCAGGCGCUGCCAUAUCCUCCCACAUGGAUGUGGAUAAAGUUGCAUUCACUGGUUCCACAGAGGUUGGGCACAUGAUCCAGAAGGCUGCAGCUGAGAGUAAUCUGAAGAGAGUGACCCUUGAACUUGGUGGCAAGAGCCCCAACAUCAUAAUGUCGGAUGCUGACAUGGACUGGGCUGUCGAGCAAGCUCAUUUUGCCUUAUUCUUCAACCAAGGACAGUGCUGCUGUGCUGGAUCUCGGACAUAUGUUCAGGAAGAUAUAUAUCAUGAGUUUGUGGAGAGGAGUGUGGAAAGAGCCAAAUCCAGAGUGGUGGGAAACCCAUUUGACUUCAAAACAGAACAGGGACCUCAGGUAGAUGAGACUCAGUAUAAGAAGAUCCUUGGCUACAUUAGUACUGGGAAAAAGGAAGGAGCCAAACUGCUCUGUGGAGGUAAUCCUGCUGCAGACAAGGGCUACUUUAUCCAGCCAACUAUCUUUGGAGAAGUGCAGGAUGACAUGACCAUCGCCAGAGAGGAGAUAUUUGGGCCAGUCAUGCAGAUCUUAAAGUUCAAAACCAUUGAGGAAGUCAUCCACAGAGCAAACGAAACCAAAUAUGGCUUGGCGGCAGCAGUCUUCACAAAAGAUAUUGACAAAGCAAACUACAUUUCCCAAGGGUUGCGUGCUGGAACUGUCUGGGUAAACUGUUACAACGUGUUUGGCUGUCAGGCACCAUUUGGUGGGUAUAAAGCAUCUGGACAAGGUCGUGAGGGGGGAGAAUAUGGUCUGGCACCAUACAUGGAAGUGAAAACAGUAACUAUCAAAGUCCCACAGAAAAAUUCUUAAGAAACAUGCGCCUGUUUUGAUUAUCUGAAACCAUCUUUAUACAGUUUCUGAUGCUUGAUAGCAGAAUUUAACAGAAAUCAAACACCUUCAUGAAGCAAAUCUGGACUUCUCCAAACAACCUGAAAGUCAAAUGUAACUUACAUUCAAGAAAGAAAAAAAACUGUGCUUGCCUGCUUAUAUUUUACUUACCAGUAGCUUUUUUUCUACAUCAGACACUUCUGUACAUUAACAUUUCAUAUAUGAAGAUCUGAUUAAGUUCUCUAAUAUUCAUCCUGGCCCUAUGAAGAAAAUCUCUGUGUGUGUGUGGUAUGGUACCAAUUUAUGGUAAUUUCCACUUCUUUCUACAUGUAACAUCCACAAAAAUAUCUCUAUAUAUAAAUGAGAACUCCAAAAUGUGCUACUUAUUUUGACUAUUAAAUGCUAUGAAGGCAA